This is a messenger RNA of Coniophora puteana RWD-64-598 SS2, 2541 nucleotides long. RefSeq lists its product as uncharacterized. The record is from RefSeq and is a predicted model, not a curated record. Lineage: Eukaryota; Fungi; Basidiomycota; Agaricomycetes; Boletales; Coniophoraceae. The transcript is spliced from 3 exons. The coding region runs from base 1 to 2541 and encodes 846 amino acids.
AUGGGGAGUGCUUUCAGUUACGGCUUCCGGGUAUGUCCCAUCAAAGAUGACGAUGUCUCCACGUUCUCCGGAUCCUCCAACACCUCGAAUGUUGAGUACGAUAUUUGGAGACGCUGGGAGGACUGCCUGUGGUUCCAGGAGACGCUCGAGAUCGAGUACACCCGCAUGGCACGAGACAAGCGGAAAGGUCUCGCAGCCGGAAAGGGUGUCAAGAAAGACGGAUUCUACGUCCACUCCGACCAGGCUGCGUCAUUUGAGUCUCUUCCGCCAGGCCCAGACCCGCAAAGCAUCGCGAAAGACAUCCACGACCAUGUCCCCCGCCUCACGAAGAAGGGCACGCUCUUCCGCGCGACGCAGGUCACGGCCGACGCACGCGCCCGCGAGCUGCACGCCAUGAUCAGCUCCAUGUUCAGCGAAGACCUGCCAACGCUCGUCCGGGAGCUCCGCGCGACGCGGACGUUCACAGACUUCUUCGGCUUCUGGAGACGCGAUCACGACCUCGCGAAGAAGACGCAGAAGAAGCUCGGCCUGGACGAGAAGAAGCCCGCCGUUCCGGUGCCAGCGCGCUCCCGGCACUCGAUCUCGACCAGCCCGCUCUCGACCAUGUUCUCGGCCUCGACGCCGUCCCUUGCGGGCAGCCAGCCGACACCGCCGAUGAUCGUGAAGGACUUUGCGAACCGCCGUGUCUCGACACAGUCCAAUGGUUCGUCUUCAUCGGAUCAGUCUAUCCACACCACGACCCCGCCUACGCCGUCCACAAAAUCCCGCCGCAGCCACCACAAAUCAUCAGAAGACGGCCGCUCCAUGCGCUCGCGCACCACCUCGACCGCCACUGCGAGCUCCUCCGGGUCUGGCUCGAGCGGCUCGAUUCCUCCCUCGCCCUCCCUCCGCACCCCGCGCGUCGUCGCCCCGCACGACGCCCCCCUCCGCUUCGGACACAACCCAUCCGACCUCUCGCUCCCCGUCGCAGACUCCGACCGUCCCCCGCUCGAAAGCCUGCCCGAAGACCGCGAGCUGCCCGUGUCCGCCAAGAGCGCCAUCACGGCGCACGGCGUGCCCGAGACGCCCUCCAUCCGGAACAGCACCGCAGGGAGGCGCCGCGCGUUUUCGGCGGCGGGAGAUCCGCACCGCAAUGCGCGGAUCUGGAACCCGGAGAUGGCCGCGGCGUCGUUGGCCGAGUAUCGCAGGAGCGCUCUGCUCGUCGGUGUUCCGGAGGUCGGUCCGGGAGCCGGUGAGCAGCAGGCUGCUGCUGCUGGCGCUCAUUCGAGGGCGAUGGCGAGGCAGAGUGUGGCGACGAUUGCGUCGACGACGUCGUCCCUUGCUGCGAGGUAUCUCGCUGAUUUGGGAAUGGAUCUUGCUCUUCCGAGUGAGGACGGCGCGUCGAUGUACGAUCCGCGUGCGUCGAUGUGUACGGUCGACUCGGAGGCGUGGCGCGAGGGUCCGCAGACGGGCGAUGCGAUUCUUCCAAGGUUGCUUAAUGAGGCUGCGAUGGAAGGGCCGCAGGGUGCGAACAGCAGGGCGCAGCUCCAGGCGCUCAUGCAGGCUGCUGGGCUUCGGCGGUCGUUGUCAAGCGGUGCGGCUGCUGGGAGGAGGCAUACGAUUAGGCCUGUGUCGGUGUAUCCCGAAGAGGAAGAGGCGUGGGAUGAUUGGGCGGGGAGAGGCGCGGGUGAAGGAGAGGAGGGCGGGGAGGAGUAUCUGGAUGCGUAUUUCGAUGACUCCGUCCGUCCGCCCUCGCCCCCGGACAGCAGAGCCUCCACGCCCAUGGGGCACUACCGCGCCCCGUCUCCGUCGCCCUCGGGAGAGACUAGCACUGAGACUGAGACCGAGACCGAGACCGACACAGGGACAGAGACAGAGAGCGAGCUCGGGUCGCCCAGACAAGCACGCUAUUCGUCGUACCACUACCCGUACAUCCCCUCCAUCCCGCCCUUCUCCCCGCUCUCGCCGACACCGAUCACGCGCCCGCGCGCGUCGUCCAUCUCCACGAUGCGCUCGUCGUCGUCUGGCGGAUCGACGCAGUCUUCCGGCUCGGGGUCGGGGCAGUCGCACCGCUCCGCGCACUCGAUGCACUCGAUGCAGUCCGCGAUGACGUCUGUGAGCGCGCAGACUGCUGCGUCGAACGCGACUGCGAUGUCGUUCGCGAGCGCGAUGAGCGUGCAGACGGCGCAGACGACACAGAGCGUGCUCGACGGCGCGACGCUCGCGAUCAAGGCGACACACGAGGCGACGACGAUCGUGCUGCGCGUUCCGCGCGCGCUGCCAUACGAGGAGGUGAGGAAGCGCGUGUACGACAAGUUUGUGACGCAGGAGAAGGCGCCUGUUGCGCGGACGUUUGCGAUCGCUGUGCUCAUGCCGUCUCUGCCCGGCUCCAACGGCAAUGGCAGUGGCAGGGAGCGGUCGGCGAGCGUGUCGUCGGGCGGGUCGGCGGAGCGGGAGCGCGCGCAGAUGAAGUUUAUUAGUUCGGCGGAGGCGUGGGAUGGGGCGGUGGCGAGGAGCGGGGGGAAGAUGGCGUUGAGGGUGAUUGGGAGCGAGGUGUCUUGA